Messenger RNA from Protopterus annectens (West African lungfish), 3104 nucleotides. RefSeq names its product ATPase H+ transporting V0 subunit a1 (gene ATP6V0A1). The transcript has 22 exons. Gene Ontology annotation, molecular function: proton-transporting ATPase activity, rotational mechanism; ATPase binding. NCBI's taxonomy places the organism in Eukaryota, Metazoa, Chordata, Ceratodontiformes, Protopteridae. Bases 130 to 2667 code for a protein of 845 amino acids. The record is from RefSeq and is a predicted model, not a curated record. Gene Ontology annotation, biological process: vacuolar acidification; proton transmembrane transport. Gene Ontology annotation, cellular component: plasma membrane; vacuolar proton-transporting V-type ATPase complex; vacuolar proton-transporting V-type ATPase, V0 domain.
GGCGGAGUGUCCAUCAUCUGAUGUGGGUGAGUUCAAAGGGGUAAAGCUCUCUGGACAGUGCAUGCAAAGAAGAGGCAAAAAAAAAAAUAAUCAAGUGUUUGCCAAGACCCCGACGUAUCCUCAUCCAUCAUGGGGGAACUCUUUCGGAGUGAAGAAAUGACAUUGGCACAGCUGUUUCUACAGUCAGAGGCAGCAUAUUGCUGUGUCAGUGAGCUAGGAGAACUUGGCAUGGUCCAGUUUCGGGAUCUGAAUCCUGAUGUGAAUGUAUUCCAGCGUAAAUUUGUGAAUGAAGUCAGAAGGUGUGAAGAAAUGGAUCGAAAACUCAGGUUUGUCGAGAAAGAAAUCAAAAAAGCAAAUAUCCCAAUUAUGGACACUGGAGAGAAUCCAGAAGUUCCAUUCCCUCGUGACAUGAUUGACCUGGAGGCAACUUUUGAGAAGCUAGAAAAUGAACUCAAAGAGAUUAACACAAAUCAGGAAGCCCUGAAGAGAAAUUUCUUGGAGCUGGCAGAGUUGAAACACAUACUGCGUGGCACACAGCAGUUCUUUGAUGAGGCUGAAUUGCAUCAUCAGCAGAUGUCGGAUCCAGAGUUGUUGGAAGAGUCGUCUACAUUGCUGGAGCCAAGUGAAAUGGGACGAGGUGCACCUCUUCGACUUGGUUUUGUAGCUGGUGUAAUAAACAGAGAACGAAUACCUACAUUUGAGCGAAUGCUGUGGAGAGUGUGUCGAGGAAAUGUAUUCCUACGGCAGGCAGAAAUUGAGAAUCCUUUAGAGGACCCAGUGACAGGAGAUCACGUGAAGAAAUCUGUGUUUAUUAUCUUCUUUCAAGGUGACCAGUUAAAGAAUAGAGUAAAAAAAAUUUGUGAAGGAUUCAGAGCUUCCCUUUAUCCUUGCCCUGAGACCCCACAAGAAAGGAAAGAAAUGCACGCUGGAGUUAACACCAGAAUUGAUGAUCUUCAGAUGGUGCUUAAUCAAACUGAGGAUCAUCGCCAGAGGGUCUUGCAGGCAGCAGCCAAAAGUAUCCGUGUGUGGUUUAUCAAAGUACGCAAAAUGAAGGCCAUAUACCACACACUGAACCUCUGCAACAUAGAUGUCACUCAGAAGUGCUUGAUUGCUGAAGUUUGGUGCCCAGUGGCAGAUUUGGAUUCCAUUCAGUUUGCUCUCCGAAGGGGAACUGAGCACAGUGGUUCUACUGUCCCUUCCAUCUUAAACAGGAUGCAGACAAGCCAGACCCCACCAACCUAUAACAAAACCAAUAAGUUUACAUAUGGCUUUCAGAGUAUUGUUGACGCUUACGGCAUUGGUACUUACAGAGAAAUUAACCCAGCUCCCUACACAAUUAUAACAUUCCCCUUCCUUUUUGCUGUAAUGUUUGGUGAUUUGGGUCAUGGAUUACUGAUGAUGCUGUUUGCGGUGUGGCUUAUAGUUCGAGAAAGUCGCAUUCUUUCACAGAAAAAUGAUAAUGAGAUGUUCAACACCAUUUUUAGUGGCCGGUAUAUUAUUUUGUUGAUGGGCAUUUUCUCAGUAUAUACAGGAUUCAUUUAUAAUGACUGCUUUUCCAAAGCACUCAAUUUUUUUGGAUCAUCUUGGAGUGUCCGUCCAAUGUUCAUAAAAGGAAACUGGUCGGAUGCUACUGUUCGAGGUAACGGUCUGCUGCAGGUCGACCCAGCGAUACCAGGUGUCUUCAAUGGACCAUAUCCCUUUGGCAUAGAUCCUAUUUGGAGCCUCGCUUCCAACAAACUGAACUUUCUCAACUCAUUCAAAAUGAAAAUGUCUGUUAUUCUUGGCAUCAUCCACAUGAUUUUUGGUGUUACCCUCAGCCUUCUUAAUCACAUUUAUUUCAGGAAACCACUGAACAUUUACCUUGGAUUCAUUCCAGAAAUGAUUUUCAUGGUCUGUCUCUUUGGCUAUCUGGUUAUACUGAUCCUUUACAAAUGGUGUGCCUAUGAUGCUGCAGUGUCGAAGGAUGCACCAAGCCUCCUCAUCCAUUUCAUUAAUAUGUUCCUAUUCAGUUAUGAUGAUCCAAACAAUAAGAUGCUUUAUAAAGGACAGCAAGGACUUCAGACCUUUUUAGUUAUUUUAGCACUGCUGUGUGUUCCAUGGAUGCUAAUUAUCAAGCCCUUAAUCCUGAGGCAAAACUAUUUGAGAAGAAAGCAUUUGGGAACUCACAACUUUGGUGGGAUCAGGGUGGGAAAUGGACCAACUGAAGAGGAUGCAGAGAUCAUACAGCAUGACCAGCUGUCAACACAUUCAGAGGACACUGAUGAACCUGCUGAGGAUGAAGUGUUUGACUUUGGCGACACAGUAGUACACCAAGCUAUCCACACAAUUGAGUACUGCUUGGGCUGCAUCUCUAACACAGCCUCUUACCUGCGAUUGUGGGCUCUCAGUCUUGCUCAUGCCCAGCUGUCAGAAGUUCUUUGGACCAUGGUUAUGCAUAUUGGUUUCCACAUCGCAAGCUUUGGCGGGGCAUUUGUACUAGUCUUUGUUUUUGCUGCAUUUGCUACAUUGACCAUUGCUAUAUUGCUGAUCAUGGAAGGGCUUUCAGCUUUUCUACAUGCCAUCCGUUUGCAUUGGGUCGAGUUCCAGAACAAGUUCUACAGUGGCAAUGGAUUUAAGUUUGUUCCCUUCUCAUUUGUAAGCAUCCUUGAAGGAAGAUUUGAAGAGUGAAGUCCGUAACUUAACCAGCCUGAAGCAGUGGAUUGUGUUUUGCACUGUACUGUGCCCCUUUUUGUUCAGAAUAUUACUGCACCUGCUUGUGUUGAAACGUAGUCGUUAACUGGAGUAAAAUUCAAAACAUAUUAUCUUGCAGUGUUGUGUCUGUGAAUGAAAUCAUCAGAACUGUAUUACUGUCAAUUGUAAAACUCUUAUCUGUGUAAUAUCAGAAAAAAUCCUUUUAAAUGUGUUUUUAUUUAUUAGCAGUAACAUAUUUUAAAAUGAAUUCUGUAAAGCUGCCUUACCCGAGACAUCCUCCAAAGCACUGCCUGCUGUUGCUUUUGCUGCAGUCAAACCUAAGGUUUGUAAACAGUUUUGUGACACUUUACUUAAGGAUGAAACUGGCAGAUUUUUUUUUUCUUUCUCAUAUAAAUGUGUGAUAAUGCCAGAAA